AUGGUAUCACCGCUUUUAUUAGGGUUUAUGGGCUUGCUUGCUGAAGAAUGAAAUUACACUCAUGGAGGAGCUGAUUGGGAAGGAAAAUGUGAAGACGGCCUUAACCAAUCGCCAAUAGACAUUUUUCCUGAAAAUUUGACUGUAAUCCAAAGAGGUUCAGAAGUUAUGGACUCACUUGACUUGCACUUUCAAAAAUUAGACGUUUUAGGCAACCUCACAAGUCAUAACUACAAACUCAGUGGAAAUUUCCUGAACGUGACUGAAAACUAUGGGAGCCUUCAAACUCAUGGAAAAUCUAUCGGAUUUCAUUUCCAUUCUCCAUCUGAGCACAUGAUCAGUGGUAAGCAAUUCGACCUUGAAAUGCAUAUUGUAAUGACUGACGAUGAAGAUGGAAUUAUUUAUUACGUUCUUGGCCUGCUGUUUCACGUAAAUGGAAAAACAAACAAAUUCAUAAAUUCUGUGAUUGAUGCAUAUACAGCUAAAACUACAAUAAAAUUAAGUGACGCUUUUGAUGGUGUCACGCAAUUAAACAAUUUUUAUCAUUACCAAGGAUCAUUGACUACUCCUCCGUGCUCAGAAAUUGUGAACUGGUUUAUAUGGCCGAAUACAUUAAAAUGGCGACGGCGAUCCAGCCUUUUUUUCAACACCUGUAGCCUGCGUUCGCAGGGGACCUUGUGGAAGUGGAGCGCAACGUCGGACUAGGCCGACCGCAGCUCGCUCUGACACCUGGGUUUUUGCCUCAGGGGAGAUGGUUUCCAAGGUUGGAAAGGGGAAGCUCAGCAGCAUCAGGAAGGUACCUCCUGAUCAAUCGAGCAACUCCCUAGCGUGAAACUGGGCGUUACGUUCCAGGCUUUGGAUUUCCAUUUUAGCUGACAGUCCUACCAGAAAAUUUUGUUUUUCAAAUUUUCGGAAUGGGCAACCUCUGUUGACGUACUGCUGGGUGGCGUAACUCAUCCAGCUACGGGUAGCGAGUGCACAUCCUGGUACAGUAGGAGCAACACCUUGAAGGUCGUGAUCGAUUGGUGGUGAGCAACCGAGUGAAGGUGAAGGUAGGGCAGGGGAAACCCUGGCCAAUACGACGGGCCUCUCUCUAUAAUAUUAGUUAAUGUUAAUGUUAAUGGUUUAUAUGGCCGAAGCUUCUUGAUUUAGAUUCAACACAACUCAGUUGGUUUUCAAAAUUCUGGGCAGAGAAUAAAGAAUUUGCAAAUGGGCAUGGGAAUAACAGAAACACGCAAGAAUUAAAUGGAAGAGUUAUUUAUUUCUUUGACGGGGUCGAUGUUCAAGAAAGCUUUAGCAAGUCACUUUUCGUAUCUGCCUUAAUCCUGGGAUUCUUUAUUUAA
Blepharisma stoltei is the source of this 1340-nucleotide messenger RNA. The record is from the annotation of a GenBank genome assembly. NCBI's taxonomy places the organism in Eukaryota, Ciliophora, Heterotrichea, Heterotrichida, Blepharismidae.